Ricinus communis (castor bean) is the source of this 1721-nucleotide messenger RNA. RefSeq names its product probable methyltransferase At1g29790. Lineage: Eukaryota; Viridiplantae; Streptophyta; Magnoliopsida; Malpighiales; Euphorbiaceae. The transcript has 2 exons. Bases 222 to 1355 code for a protein of 377 amino acids. Gene Ontology annotation, molecular function: methyltransferase activity. The record is from RefSeq and is a predicted model, not a curated record.
CUUGUAAACACAUACAACAAAUCAGAACUCAGAAAAAAAUAAUACUACUAAUGAGAAAAGACCAUGUCACUAAUCACAAGCUAGUCUCUUCUACUCUGUAGUCAACACUAAACACUGAGCUUAGGAAAAAGCAGAAAGAAAGAAAGGCUCCAAAACCAAGAAUCUAACAAUCCUAACGCUGCUCUAUAACCCAAGAACCAAGAAAAAGGAAUUAUCAGCGAAUGGGUUUCACCAUGGGUCUAAACCUCCUUCUUCUCUUAGCCAUGGUAGCUACUAACAUUCUCUCUCUUUACCACCUCACUUCUCCUACUCUUCAAUCUCCAAAACCUCCACAGCCUCCUCUAUUACAAGUCCCUGAUCAUCUACUUCACCAAUUACAAACCAUACGCGCCACCAUCAACCACCUCACGCGCCACCAACCACCCACCACCUCCGAUCCCACAACCGCCACCACAAUCCCUCCAGAUCUCCUCCUUUAUUCAAAACUCUCACCUAUAGCAUCUUCUUGUCAUAACCACCCUGACCUUUUACAUAAAUACAUGACUUACACUCCUUUCUCUCUUUGUCCUCUUGAUUCUGAUAAUCUCGCUGAAUCUUUAAUCCUCCGUGGCUGCCACCCUCUUCCUCGCCGGAGAUGCUUCUCUAAAACCCCAUCAAAACCUCCUUCUUCUUUACCGCACAACCCUUUUCCUUCUUCAUUUCUCGAUUCUAAUGUACUGUGGGAAAAGUACCCUUCUUGCAGAUCUUUUUCUUGUCUUGUUAAAGAAAAUUCCAAUCUUGGUUUUGAUAUUAAUACUGAGAUCUCUAAAUUUAUGACUUAUAAAACUGAAUUAGAUCUCCCAAUUCCACAACUUUUACAAGUUGCUAAAUCAGCUAGUUCUGUUAUCAGACUUGGUGUUGAUAUCGGUGGUGGUACUGGUACUUUUGCAGCAAGAAUGAAGAUGUAUAAUGUAACCGUCGUUACUACUACUAUGAAUUUUAAUGUCCCUAAUAAUGAAGUUGUCGCAAUGAGAGGUUUAGUGCCACUUCAUGUGCCAUUGCAGCAAAGGUUGCCCAUGUUUGAUGGGGUUGUGGAUCUGGUUAGGUGUGGACGUGCUGUGAAUAGGUGGAUACCUCUGAAAAUGAUGGAGUUUUUGUUGUUUGAUGUGGAUAGAGUGUUGAGAGGUGGUGGGUAUUUGUGGUUGGAUCAUUUUUUCAGUAAAAGAGCGGAUCUUGAUAAGAUUUAUGGUCCUUUGAUUGGUAAAUUGGGUUAUAAGAAGGUGAAAUGGGCAGUUGGGAAUAAGACUGAUUCUAGUGGGAUCAAGAAUGGAGAGGUUUAUUUGACUGCUCUUCUGCAGAAACCUGUAUCAAGAUGAGAAUUCAUCUGUUGGACUUAAGGCACAUAUCUGACAUCUCUAGCUUGGCCGAGCAACACUGCAGAGUACCCAGUUCAGAACUAGAUGCCCCUCAGAUAGAAAGAUGCGGUCCUUAAACUUAGCAAUGAAGCAACCUACUCAUUGCUGGGAAAGUAUAUAAAGCGGCAGGUGUCGUUGUUGUAAAGAUUGUGGAAUUGGGAUGGGGGGAAAUAAUCAUAGCCGCGGCGAGGGUGCAAAAUUGGCAAGCGAAUUAAUAGAACUGAUUAAGUUGAUUGAUUUUAAUUGUUUUUUGUAUUCACACUUGUGUUAUUUGAUAAAGCUAUUUUAGAAAUAAAUCAGCAGAACAAGGAUAUGCCUUUUCCUGUU